AAGGCAAAAAUGAAAGUAUUCGCUGCCGUUUUACUGUGCAUUUUGAUUUUCCGCGAAGUCCGUGCCCAGUAUAUAAAUUGCAGAAAUCCCAACCAGAAAACUGGACAAUGUAUGGAAUGGUACCAUUGCCAGUCACUGUACUCCGUGUGGAUGAGUCCAGGAAGGACCGAUUCGGAGAGGAACUUCGUUCAGGCUUCCCAAUGUGGAUAUCACAGGGACUAUCAGUUCCUUGCGUGCUGCACUGAUGACACCGAUUUUGUUCCCAGGAUUGCUACCGUUUUAGAUGAAGAAUCUUCAAAUUUGCUCCCUCAGCUUAACAAAUGCGGAGAUGAUACGGCGAGCCCAUUAAUACUGGGGGGAAAUGAAACCGUUCUCACUGAAUUUUCCUGGAUGGUAUUGUUGGAGUACCCAAGUGGAAGCAAGCUGGAUACCAACUGUGCGGGAUCGCUGAUCAAUGAUCGUUACGUUUUAACAGCAGCUCACUGUCUGGCCAAGGAUACUCCACCUGUCUCUGUGAGAUUGGGUGAACAUGACACUCGCACCCCUGAAGAUUGCCGAGGAAAAAGGUGCUCAGCACGGGUUGUAACAGUGGGCAUCGAAGAGGCCCAUGCUCACGAAAAUUUUAGGAACGAUUCCACUAGCUUGCACGAUAUUGGCAUUAUCCGUUUGGCGCGCAAGGUUUCCUAUUCGGACACAAUUCGGCCUAUUUGCCUGCCCUCGACUGUGGGCGCAAUGCGGUUGACGGACGGCAAGUUGUUGACCGUGGCAGGAUGGGGUCGUACUCUGCAUAACCCCACUAGUCCCACCAAGCAGAAAGUGCCGGUCAACUUUUGGGAUUUUAAUAGGUGUCGUAUAAAAUACUUAUCUCUACAAAUCGCCGUGGAACCCAGUCAAAUCUGCGCCGGAGGAGAGGAGCAUGUUGAUAGCUGUGAUGGGGACUCCGGUGGCCCAUUGAUGUCAUACCGUCAAGGUGUUUGGGUCCUGCGGGGAAUUGUGUCCUUUGGCCGCAGCUGCGGUCGGAGGGGCUGGCCGGCAAUAUACACAAAUGUUGAUUUUUACGACCGUUGGAUCAAACAGAAAAUGAGGCCUUAGGAUGUGUCAAACUGGCCUAUAAGUAUCAACUGAACCAAGGAAAAAAUGAGGCCUUAGGAGUUAGUCAAAGAAUAAUAUUUCUUAACCACAAAAAGAAAGUUAUAAGUAUUGCUUUGU
Drosophila gunungcola (fruit fly) is the source of this 1209-nucleotide messenger RNA. Its product is annotated as serine protease 7-like. Bases 10 to 1092 code for a protein of 360 amino acids. The transcript is spliced from 3 exons. Gene Ontology annotation, molecular function: serine-type endopeptidase activity. NCBI's taxonomy places the organism in Eukaryota, Metazoa, Arthropoda, Insecta, Diptera, Drosophilidae. Gene Ontology annotation, biological process: proteolysis. The record is from RefSeq and is a predicted model, not a curated record.